Magnolia sinica is the source of this 1418-nucleotide messenger RNA. RefSeq lists its product as uncharacterized. The coding region runs from base 16 to 1254 and encodes 412 amino acids. NCBI's taxonomy places the organism in Eukaryota, Viridiplantae, Streptophyta, Magnoliopsida, Magnoliales, Magnoliaceae. The record is from RefSeq and is a predicted model, not a curated record. The transcript is spliced from 11 exons.
UGAUGAACGGAAUGGAUGAAACACAGAAAUCAUGGUGGGGCCCACAGAGCACCGACCAUCAGCCACCGGGCUGGCGGCAGGGGAGUAGCCAAUCCGUUUCCGGUAAGGCCCGUACCGUCUUGGGCCGGGGUCUUUCCUAAUCCGCUCUCCCUCAACGCGGGCCACUCGUACUCUGUUCAUCCACCGCAACUGAAUUCUUGGCAUCUCCCAUCCCAGCUGUACGGACAGACGCCCCUCCAAUGGCCACGUUUCUCGCUACCACAACAGCAGCAGCGCAUCCCACCAUCACUACCUGCCGUUUCUCUCAUUCCCCUCCUCGGGUGUAGUGCAUGGCUACAAGGAUUGAACAUUGGAACUUUCGGGAUGAAGAAGCUGAAAGCAUUUCUUUCGAUGACCUCGUCAAAAUGGGGAAGGAGGAGAACUUUAAUCUGUGCAGUCAAUCAGGAUGCUGAAGAAUCAUUUAGAAAGACCAUUGAAGUGGAUAGACUGAUAGAUACGCUGAGGAAUGCAGAUGCAAAUGAACUUCAGAGGCUUGUUGUGGAAAAUGUCUUGGCAUUCAAUGAGAGUUUCUGGAUUCGGCUAGCGGCUAGAACUGAUACGUGCAAAUCUGAUGAUGAUAAAAAAGAUUAUGAGGAAUUGGCUUUAUCAGUAAUGAGCAUAGUUGAUCGCCUUGUCCAUAAGACCAAUGAGAAAAUAGAAUCCUCAACAGACGUUCUUAAGGAAAUCUUAAGACCUUUAAUGGAUGAAGUCGAAGAGAUAACAUGGCCACCAAGGGAUCCCAAGUCUCUCAUUCUGAUGGAGAAAGAGUUGGAACAAAGAGAACUAGAAGGGCAACUAGAUGAAGGGUUUCUUUCAGAAGUCAAUGCACAAUUACGGCAAGCAAAAGAAGAUGGGGAUAAGCCAGGGCUUCAAGCUAUGUUGCAAAAAGUUCUUCAACUCUAUGCAUCCAAAGUUUUGUCAAAGCGUAGCUAUGCAUACAAAGGAAAUGAAGUUUUAAGGGCUGAGAAAUUCCUUGAGUCUAUAAUCCAAGCACCCGAAGAAGAUUGGAAUAGGCUCCUGAUCAAUGGACUGACGUUAGGAAAAGGAGAAGUUUCACCUGAGGAAUUCUAUGCUGUUAUUAAGAAACGGAUCGAGCGGACACUGAUUCGAACGGAGGGUGGUUCUUACCAGCAGCGAAUCCUGACUGAAUAUCUAAGAGGCAUCCAAUCGCGAACAGAGGAAAUCGUCCAAGCUCUUCAGGGUCAACAGCAGUGAUUCGUGACCCCAGUCUGAUUCAUGGUGACAUGGUCCGGAGGAAUUCGACGUAGAUCCUUUCACGUUAAUGUAUUCAUUCAUCUAAUGAUCAUUUUUGGUUGUCAUGAAAAAAAUAUAUAUAAAAAAAUCAGAUGGGAAGGAUGGUUUUCUACCCGAAUUUAUUA